Marmota monax (woodchuck) is the source of this 776-nucleotide messenger RNA. RefSeq names its product LRP chaperone MESD-like. Gene Ontology annotation, molecular function: low-density lipoprotein particle receptor binding. Gene Ontology annotation, biological process: protein folding. The record is from RefSeq and is a predicted model, not a curated record. The transcript is spliced from 2 exons. Bases 30 to 728 code for a protein of 232 amino acids. Lineage: Eukaryota; Metazoa; Chordata; Mammalia; Rodentia; Sciuridae.
GCGGUGCGGCGCAGCGCAGCGCUGCCAAGAUGGCGGCCUCCGGUUUGUGGCGUGCGGCCUUGUGGCUGCUCUGCCUCUCUGAUCUGCUACUGUUGCUGCUGCUUCCUCCUCCGGGAUCCUGCGCUGCCGAGAGCCGGGCCGGUAUGCCCGGCGAUGCUGCUCCUCCUCCGCGGAAGAAGAAGGACAUUCGAGAUUACAACGAUGCGGACAUGGCGCGUCUUCUGGAGCAGUGGGAGAAAGAUGAUGACAUAGAAGAAGGAGAUCUCCCAGAGCACAAGCGACCCUCAGCACCUGUCGACUUCUCACAGAUAGACCCUGGCAAGCCAGAAAGUAUAUUAAAGAUGACGAAAAAAGGGAAGACUCUGAUAAUGUUUGUCACUGUAUCAGGGAGCCCCACUGAAAAGGAGACAGAGGAGAUCACCAGCCUGUGGCAGGGCAGUCUGUUCAAUGCCAACUACGAUGUCCAGAGGUUCAUCGUGGGAUCAGACCGUGCUAUCUUCAUGCUUCGUGAUGGGAGCUAUGCCUGGGAGAUCAAGGACUUUUUGGUCAGUCAAGACAGAUGUGCUGAUGUCACUGUGGAGGGACAGGUAUACCCUGGCAAAGGAGGAGGAAGCAAAGAGAAAAAUAAGACAAAACAAGAAAAGGGUAAAAAGAAAAAGGAAGGAGAUCCCAAACCUCGGGCUUCCAAGGAAGGCAAUCGAGCUGGAAACAAACGAGAAGACCUUUAAUGGAGCACUUGCACUCCAAGGAGGAGCUGAUAAAACACGGCGACCUUG